GGAGAUGGACAUGUCCGGUGUUAAUUUUUGCGUAUUAAUUAACUACUCCUUUUCUUUUCUUUCUUUGUUUGGUGUAUUCUUUCAAAAUUUUCACACAUUGAAAUUCCUAUUUUUCUUUUGUCACCAUAAAUCUUAGUAUAUGAUUUAACGAAAUAUCUAUAUUAAAACUAGUAGUAGUGGAUGAUGUAGCAUAUAGUCAAUUCGUUCAACUAAUCCCAACAUUUUCCACAUAGAGUGUAGAUAUAGAUGUACGAAAAUUACUAUUUUAAAAGAGAUUAAUUUUGAACUUAUAGUUUCCAAAGUAUAAUGGGUGCAAUACUGCAAUAGUUAGUGCUAAAGGUUAGAACCCGUAAAAUUUAUAUUCUGGAUCCACCUCAUCGUAAUAGUGCGCACCCAUCUUCCUAAAAUCCUAGAUCCACCUCUGCUUGUACUGUCUUAUAUAUCAGUUCAUUUUCUUCUUCAUUUCCGAUGUGGGAUUGACUUAAGUGUCAUAUGCAUCCUUUUUUCGGAAGCUUGCCAUCGUAGAAGACUUGGAGUAACCGAAGGAGAGCCUUGGAGCAAUGGUAAAGUUGUCUUUGUGUGGCCUAUAGGUCACGGGUACGAGUCAUGGAAGCAGCUAUGCUUGCAUUAGGUUUUUCCGGUGGAGCCAAUGGAGACAUAGCAUGUGAUCUGUACCACAAAUACAAGGAAGAUGUCCAACUCAUGGCGGAGACAGGCUUAGAAGCCUACAGGUUCUCUAUUUCAUGGUCUAGACUUAUUCCAGGUGGAAGAGGACCUGUAAAUCCAAAGGGUUUACAAUUUUAUAACAAUUACAUUGAUGAACUUAUCAGCCAAGGUAUUCAACCACAUGUUACACUACUUCACAGUGAUCUGCCACAGGUACUUGAAGAUGAAUACGGGGGAUGGUUAAGCCGAAAGAUUGUGAAGGACUUCACUGCAUAUGCAGAGGUAUGCUUCAAGGAAUUUGGUGACAGGGUGUUGUAUUGGACCACCAUUAAUGAGGCCAAUGUAUUUGCUAUCGGAGGUUAUGAUCAUGGCAUCAUCCCACCAGGACGUUGUUCCCCACCUUUUGGGGUUAAUUGUUCUAGAGGCAAUUCAUCUACUGAGCCUUAUAUUGUUGUUCAUAACAUGUUGCUUGCACAUUCAUCCACAAUGAAAUUGUACAGGAGAAAUUACAAGUCCAUCCAACAUGGUUUUGUGGGAUUUAGUAUAUAUGGUUUUUGGUUUGUUCCUUACACACAUUCAGUGGAUGAUGUAAAUGCAGCACAAAGAGCUAAUGAAUUUUAUACUGGUUGGAUAAUGAAUCCUUUAAUAUUUGGAGACUAUCCCUCUGUAAUGAAGAAGGCUGCUGGGACAAGAAUUCCAACCUUCAGCAAAUAUGAGGCUAAGCUAGUUAAGGGCUCAGUUGAUUUCAUAGGCGUAAACCACUAUACAACAGCAUCUGUCAAGGACAGGUCUUCCAGCAUUCAAAAGAAUACCAGGGACUUUGGUGCUGACAUAGAAGCAGAUAUCUCACUUGAGGCAUUGGCAGCAGAUCAGUAUCCAGUGAUACCUUCUGGUCUUUAUGAAUUUCUGGACUACUUAAAAGAGGCUUAUGGCAACCCGCCGAUUUACAUUCAGGAAAAUGGUCAAAAGACUCGGCGUAAUGGUACACUAAAUGACACAGCAAGAAUAGAAUAUUUGCAUGCCUACAUUGGGAGUGUUCUUGACGCUGUAAGGAAUGGAUCGGAUACAAGAGGGUAUUUCGCGUGGUCCUUGUUAGAUGGUUUGGAAUUACUUGGUGGCUAUGGACUGAGCUAUGGCCUCUACUAUGUAGAUUUGGAUGAUAAAGAAUUAACAAGGUAUCCAAAACUUUCCGCAUACUGGUACGCCAACUUCUUAAAGGGAAAAACCUCUAUUACCAGUGCAGAGGACAAGCUUCCUAUCUACAAUCUCUAAUAUGGUUUUAUCUGCACAAGAUGUUAGAUAUUUGUCAAAUAAUAUGAUUAUAUCUGCAAUAUGAUGUUACUUCUCCAUUCAAAUGUGGAAAGAAAAUAAAUUUCCCCCACAGAUUGUCUUGAUCAUUUCAUAGGCACAAGGAGCAUAUUUAUCUGUCUCAGGCUUAGCUCUUCAGCUACUCUAAAAAGUCAUGAUUUUGCCACAUUUAUUUAUGUUAAUUUAACAGCUUGAUAUAUUGACGUUUGAGCAAUCA
This is a messenger RNA of Nicotiana attenuata, 2191 nucleotides long. Its product is annotated as beta-glucosidase 11-like. Lineage: Eukaryota; Viridiplantae; Streptophyta; Magnoliopsida; Solanales; Solanaceae. The record is from RefSeq and is a predicted model, not a curated record. The coding region runs from base 607 to 1938 and encodes 443 amino acids. Gene Ontology annotation, molecular function: beta-glucosidase activity. Gene Ontology annotation, biological process: carbohydrate metabolic process. The transcript is spliced from 13 exons.